AAGCACAGUUCGUAAUUCAACCAUCGCAAACACAAAACUUCACAAAUAAAAAAAAAACAUGUCUAUCCUCAAAUUGGUAGUCUUCUUCGCCCUAAUCCUCACCGUCAGCGUACAAUCCAAGCCUUUAUCGUUACAAGAUGAAGUCCAAACGGCGCUGGAGAAGCUGCAGAAGGUCGUCGAGAUUACGAUCGAUCGAGACUCGAAGAGAUUGUCUCGCAUCCACCAGCAAUUCGACGUUGUGAUGGGAGGUAACGUGAAGGGCGCCUUCAAACUCAUGCAAGAUACCGUCCGAGAGGUCAAUUCUCGUUUGAAUCACAUGGAAAUCACGGAAUGCAUUCAAAAUGUUAUUAAGUUCAUCAGUCGAAUCCCGAUUGUUCCAACCAGAGAUAUGUUCGUGUGCGUUGCUGAUGAAGAGAAACUAGUCAAUAAAUUGUACCAGGAGGGAUUGGUUGAAGUGAGGAGAGCUCAGGAUCAAGUGCAGAUUAUCGAAGAUCAAGUUAAACAAUGCGAUAAUUCCGAAUGCCUUAGCAAACUUUUGGAGGAAAUUCAGAAACAAACCAAUGAAUUACCUACAGACACAAAUGUUAAAACAAAUCCAUACGUUAAGAAGAUUGAAAAUACCCAAUCUAAUAUGAUUGUUUGCACUUCAAACACUGUCCGAUUGGUCGAAAUUCAAGUCUCGUCUGCUGAGCAUUCUGCUAACAAAUGCCAACAAUAA
This is a messenger RNA of Nicrophorus vespilloides, 718 nucleotides long. RefSeq lists its product as uncharacterized. The transcript is spliced from 2 exons. Bases 59 to 718 code for a protein of 219 amino acids. Lineage: Eukaryota; Metazoa; Arthropoda; Insecta; Coleoptera; Silphidae. The record is from RefSeq and is a predicted model, not a curated record.